GUCGGAUCUGCGAAUACGUCUUGAAAUAAAGUGACAUUCCGUUUCAGAAGAGAAAUGAGCUACGCGUCAGUAUAUAACAGUGCGUCUCGACUCUAAGACAGACAUGUCCAAAAUUGUCUUUGUUCUCCUACUGUUUGCAAUUCUGAUAGCUGAUAAUUCAGCAAGAGAGAUUCAACGUACUAAACGGCAGUCAGAACAAGAAGACGGAGGACUAGCUGGGACAGGUCCAGGAAGCGAUAUCGAAGAAAGAGACAGAAUGAUGCAAAUGAUUCCGCCGGGACAAGGUCCAGUGGUCGCUCAGUUGCCGCCUACGGAGUAAAGGUCGCCGCCUGUGCGCUACGAGAAAAAUUUUGGCAAGAAUCUGCUUGGAUUUCUGUUGUCCGUCCUAAUGAAUUUU
This is a messenger RNA of Cylicocyclus nassatus, 397 nucleotides long. NCBI's taxonomy places the organism in Eukaryota, Metazoa, Nematoda, Chromadorea, Rhabditida, Strongylidae. The record is from the annotation of a GenBank genome assembly.